UAGAAGUCCUUGUUGUUAUCGAUCAAGGAGAAAAGAUAAGAGUGGAGUUAAUGGCUGUGUUUCUACCGGCGGGGUUCCGCUUUUGUCCCAGCGAUGAAGAGCUUGUACGAGACUACUUGUUGAAGAAGGCGAUGGGUGAAGAGCUUCCCUGGGACGGCAUCGGUGAGUGCGAUAUAUACGGUGAAAAGCCUCCCUGGGAAAUCUGCGGCGAUCUGGAGGGUGAGAAGGUUUACUUUUUCGCGAAACUGAGAAAACUAAACAAAAGUCGAGUGGCACGAACUGCCGGAUCUGGGGUUUGGCAUGAGAACUCUUCUCAUCAUAUAUAUGAUGAGGAGGGUGAUGUUAUUGGGGCCAGGAAAUUGUUUUGUUUCAAGGUUAAAGAUGGCUCGACCAUGAAGAGAUCGGACUGGUUAAUGCACGAGUUUUCACUCGUUGGGGAGCAUGAACCGAGUACCAGUUGGGUCCUCUGUACCCUUCAAAAGAAAGGAUCAGAAUCAAGGAUUGGGAUCAAAAGGCGCCGUGAGGAUGGAUCCCAGCAAAGAAAGAGGGUUUGCUGUGAAAUUGUUCAAUCCGAUGGGCCUCAAGCAAACUAUGGAACGCCCGACGCUGAUUCGGAAACCCAUAUGGAAGGAACGCCCGAGACUGAUUUGGAAACCCAUAUGGAAUUUUGUCUACCAGCUGGUGAUAACUCUGAUUCAGAGUUUGAUUGGGAAACCUUCAUGAACAUCGUGCCCCCAGAGGGUGGAGAUCUGCCGCAUGGGACAUUGGAGGAUUUUUGGGAUGGUGACAUAAGUACUUUAUUUGCCUAAAGGCUACAAUGAAUUGAGGCAAAUUGUUCAGAUCAAAACCAAGUGUUUUUGUUUUGCUGUUGGUGUCUCUCAAGAGAUGGGAAAAAAUUGUAAAUUUUUUAUUUGUUUGUUAUAUUUUGCUGGAGCAUAAUUCCAGUUCAACAUAUUGUAAGUCUCCCAAUU
Alnus glutinosa is the source of this 971-nucleotide messenger RNA. RefSeq names its product NAC domain-containing protein JA2-like. Lineage: Eukaryota; Viridiplantae; Streptophyta; Magnoliopsida; Fagales; Betulaceae. Gene Ontology annotation, biological process: system development; regulation of DNA-templated transcription. The coding region runs from base 51 to 809 and encodes 252 amino acids. The record is from RefSeq and is a predicted model, not a curated record. The transcript has a single exon. Gene Ontology annotation, molecular function: DNA binding.